Messenger RNA from Cotesia glomerata, 4319 nucleotides. RefSeq lists its product as uncharacterized. The record is from RefSeq and is a predicted model, not a curated record. Gene Ontology annotation, molecular function: zinc ion binding; peptidyl-prolyl cis-trans isomerase activity. Gene Ontology annotation, biological process: protein peptidyl-prolyl isomerization. NCBI's taxonomy places the organism in Eukaryota, Metazoa, Arthropoda, Insecta, Hymenoptera, Braconidae. Bases 332 to 2134 code for a protein of 600 amino acids. The transcript is spliced from 4 exons.
CAUAUAUUUAUUUACAUAAUACUAUUUUAAAUAACAAUAAUAAUAAUAUAUAUACCUAUAUAAAUAUAUAUUUUGUUACUCGUAUAGUACUGAGUAAGUAGAGUGGUGAUUAUAAAGAUGCCGCGCAAAACAUCAACCUUUUAGCUUCCAUGCCUCGACAAGUUUAUAUCUAACAUAUUACAUGCAUAUAUUGUGUAUAUUAUAAGACUCGGGUGUGGAAGAUAUUGUCCUGGAGGUCUAUCAUCAUUCAGCCACUAAAUCCUGGGAAGUUAAGAUUGAGCUAAUACGUGAUAGCGAGUCCUCCUUCCUGGUGGACACACCAUUCAACACGAUGCUCGACCCAAGUGUGCUGACCGACCUGGAGGAAUUGACGUUAUGUGGAUUUUGCAAACAAAAGUACAACGACGCAGAACUUUGUCCAAAGUAUUUGAGUUGCAAGCACUAUUUUUGCUUGAGAUGCAUCGAGAGUAACUUAAUGAAAGGUCGGGAGUUGUUUUGCGCGCACUGCUGGAAGAGAACAGAUCUUGGUGAUCAAGGACCAGACGCUUUGCCGACCAAUUCUCCUUUACUUGCCCUAGCCAAUAACUUUACCUACCUCAAAAUUACCAGUAACAAUACGUCUUGCAAACAAAAUGAUAAAGAACGAAAGAGUGAAAAUUGUCACACUCAUGGGAUGCCCCUCACUUUGUGGUGCUCUUCUUGCUGUAUAUUACUAUGUCGAGCCUGUGCUACACCUCAUGAACACCCUGGUCACCAAAUAAAAACGCAAACAGAUGCCAAAGAACAGCUUAUAUCCGACGUCCAACAUGAACUAGUUACAAUGGGAAAACUGUCGUCAGAAAUUCAAAGAAUGGCGAUGCAACAGAGAGAAUUUUUAAUAAAAGUUCUCGAAGCCUGUGUAACUCUCAAGACACACGUGGAGACUGACUUACAGAAUGGAUGGACACAUUUUCCAGAAAUAUCUGACGCACGUGAAACACUUGGCAAAGCUAAAGCUAGUCUUCAGGUGAGUGAUAGCCCGAAUGAUGUUUACAGUCUUCAUUCCCACUUAGUUAUGGAAAAACAGAGGCUACAAUCAAAGUAUCAAGAAAUGAUGCUGCAAUGCCAGUUGGACGAUCUGAUUGGUAACUCCGGGGUAAUAUUUGACUUUGGUUUGCUUAAACAAGCGCUCGCUAGUAUUCAUUCUGGCGAACCUAUUUUAUUACAACCGGCUGGAAAUGGCAGAGUGCAUAAUCACAUAGCCGCAGCUCAAAAUCCCAUUCUCUUCCUCGCAAACUAUUGCAUGUCUCAGCUGUAUUCGCGCCACGUUGUCAGCAAACAGCACAUGCAAAACGGUACCAUCGAUUACCACACGAACAUGAUACAAACUCCAGCCCCGCCGGGAUCUAUUCACAUUCAUCCUGUUCAAUUGGCACCGCAGGGUCAACCAAUAGCCCAAACCCAAUUGCUUAUUCCUCCCGGAUCUCCGUCAGUUAAACCAAUACAAACAGUUCCGCCAAAUUCAAUUCUGCAACCACAGCCGAAUGCUUUUAUGCAAGAUAAUGGUUCCAGCGGUAGUGGAGUUGGGAGUUUAUCUGUUCACUCGCCGACAAGCAACAGCAGCAUCACUGUUACUCUACGUGGACCUUCUGCAAAUCCCUAUCCGAUGUAUUAUUUCAACAUCGAGGUAAACGGGUCACCUCACGGGCGUAUUGUUAUCGAAGUAAGACCUGAUGUAGCUCCGAAGAUGGCCAAAAAUUUUAGCGUUCUAGCUACUGGAGAAAUCGGUGUCGGUUACAAAGGAUGCUCGAUAUUUCAAUGCUGGGAAGGUGAAUCUGUCAUCACCGGGGACUUUGAAUUGAACAAUGGACGUGGAGGCCGUAGUAUUUAUGAAGAUGGUUAUUUUAUGCCUGACGAUACCAAGUUCCCAGCAGUACGGGGCGCAGUCGGUAUGCGUCGUACACAAAAACGCCAUGAUAAUCUCGGUAUGGUCGGCUCCCAAUUCCGAAUUAUUUUGCAAGAAAUGCGUGGCUUUACCGGUAUAUUUGGACAUGUUGUCGAGGGGUUGGAACUUGUCGAAAAAAUAUCUACCUACGGCGAUCAAACCGGUAAGCCAACGAAGACGAUAAUUAUUACAAAAUGUGGUAAAUUGUAACGCACGAACGACGCAAUUAAGUGUGAUAACGACAAAUGCAAUUUCGACGAUCUCUAUGCGCUUUCAUCGUUCAAAAUGAUUAGAGGAUAACUAUUAUUUUAUGUUGUGCGAAGAAAACUAAUCUAUUAAUAUUAUUACUAUAAUUAUCAUGAAUCAUGGGAAAUUAUUAUUAAUAUUAUAAUUAUAACUAUUAUUAUUACUAUUAUGAUUAUUAUAAAUAUGAAAUGUGACCAUCGUUAUACGUAGGUUGCACCUGUUGCGUUUUACGGUGCACCGUUAAGUUUACUGUCUUGAUUUAUUAUUAUUAUUAUUAUUAUUAUUAUUAUUAUUAUUAUUAUUAUUAUUAUUAUUAUUAUUAUUAUUAUAUCAACUAUACAAAGUAGAGAUUUAAAAAGAUGUUGAAUCUAUUUUUAAAGAGCGAGUAAUACAAAAAAAAUAAUGAUGUUGAUACUGAUAAAUAGAACCGUAUUUUGCUAUGUAUGAUGAGUAGUAGUGGGGAAAAAAAGUUGUAGAGAUAAAAAGAUAGUUUAAAAGGGCAUCAACAUUACUUGAUGCUGUUUCUACAAUAGAGACGAUGGUUCCACACAUACGUACCUCAUAUCGAUCGUAAAAUCGAUACUAAAAAACUUCUAGCUAUAUUUAAUGAUAAAAAAUGUUUAUUUUGAACAAGGCAUGUCGUUUGUAAUCAUUAUUAAUUUUCUUUUCUUAUAUUAAUUGAUAAAAAUAUAUAUUAUAUUAUAAAUAAUGACUACCGACACGAAACUAUAGAUUUUUUAAAGAGAAAAAUGAACGCGAUCAUGCAGAUCUUAGUUUUGACGAUAUAUUUAGCGAGUAAUGUAUAUGAUUAUUAUUAUUAUAAUUAUUGAAUUAAGUUUAAACAAAUAAAUAUUAAAAAUGUCGAAUGUUGGAGUUUACACAUAUAAAUGAUAUAUAUUAUAUAUUAAUAGAUAUAUUAUAUCUAUAUAAAUGUAUAUGAAAAUAUAUUUUUAGUCAAAGAUUUGUGUGUUAUUGUUUGACGUAUGGCAAAUUAUAAAGAUUGCUAUUGAUUGCGUACAAAAAUAAAUAGAGCUGAGAAAAAUGUAUGUGUGAUUGUCGAUUUUUUGCGAUUGUAAUUGUUGUGUUUUUAAGAGAGAAAAAAAAAUAAAGUGCUGGUUUAAAACAAUAAAAUUAGGUAGACAACAAUGUCUUCCUUCUUUUCGAUCGUUAACGACGAGAAUGGGGAAUUUGGAUUCGUAACGUUUAUUAUUGUAAUUAAUAAUAAUUAUUAUACUUAGAUCUUAAUUGUGUGAAUAUUAACUACGGGGCCUAACUACAGCGUAGAACGCUAAGGCGUCCUCGUACCUUCCAAUCGAUGAUUAAAGUAAAAUGAGUGAAAAAAAAAAUAUUAAAAAAUACAAAAAAAAAAAAUGAAAAUAUAAAUAUAAAUGAAAUAAAUAUAUUAACUGAUUAAUCAUUCCUUAACAGUGUAUAUCAAAAGUAAAAAUAAAAAUACUACGAUAAUGCGUUAGAAUAAUAAUAAUAAAAAUAAUAAAAAAUAUUAAAGAAAUAAAAUGCUCGUGUAACAUCUUCGUUAGUCCAAUUGUUAUAUAUUAUAAAAUUGUAUAAACUAUCACUCCCACGUGGGAAGAUUGAUAAGUACGACGAUGCUAUUUAAAUGGCAUUGAAAGAGUUAGAUAAUAAUAAUAAUAUUAUUAAUAAUAAUUAAAGAAAAUAAUAUGUGGACGCACUAUAUAUACAAAAAACAAAACUCUUCUUAUUAUUAUUGUAUAUGUACACAGAGAGAUACUAUUGCACGCCAUAUUGAGUCGUGAAUGCCUUUCUCGAAGUGAACCUCAUUCGAUGUUAAACUUAAAAGUUUUAAAACUUGUUAAUUAAAUGAUAAAUGUGUAUUGUAAAACAUGGCUAAAAAAUAAUAAAAUAAUAAUUACUAUGAAUUAUUAAAGCGUACGCCGGUGUGUGAAUUUUAUCGCGAUGAGUGGCGAAUACGUAUUUAGAAUAGUAUCAUCGUAUUAAGGAUAUAAAUUAUAUUACACUAUUAAAAAUAAAUGAAUAAAAAUGUAUAUUACUAUAAAUCUUGGAAUGUGCAAAACUAAAUAAAAAUCACGACGAAUUAAACGAAAAAAUUUAAGUAUAUUUUCUGAGCUCCGAUGUAGCCCACGUGUCCGCGCUAUGAAUCUAAAUAAAU